AUGGCCGCUACGCAAGGAUACAUCAGUGGGCAGGAAAUCCCACUAGAUAAUCUGCCCUCAUGGAAAAGAGAACUGAUACUUCGAAAAAGAGCCAAUGCAAGAAUCCACGGAGCAGUGGGUCUGCCUGUUCCCACACCGAUGGCUGGGAUGGGACGAGGCUCGCUGAGUGGCCCAACAUCGUCUACAUCAUCCCCGCUGAGUGGCCCGCAGGAGGCUACAUGCUCGCUGAGUGGCGCGGCUCCCCCCCACCCCCGCUCCAACACAACAACGGCAGUCAGUACUCGUGGUGUGGGUGUGCGGGGAGCUACGUGUGCCGAGGAUGCGUGGAAAGACCGAAAGUAUGCUGUAACGAGUGAUCCUCCAGCCACCACUGUCCAUACCACCAUGCACCACAAGGGCCUGCACGACGAGGGCCCGCGGGUCACCUCGCCUGCGUAUUCCUCCGUCAGUGACUCUUAUGCCACCGAGGACGAGGAGUUGCGGUAUGGCCCCGGUAUUGUGUCCAAGCUCAAGAACCGGUACAUGAGCCUUGCCAUGAGGGAGAGUCGCUCUCGACCCUCCCUUCGUAGGUUCAGCUCCUUGGAGGACCUGCUGGACAGUGAACCACGGGGCCCGGUGGCCGCUAAGCCCCGUGCUGCCCCGGACUCUGGUCCAGCGCACCGGCGGGAGGUGAUGCGGCGGGCGCGCUCCGUGGACUCCCUCAGCAGCAGGCUGGCCGAGGACUCAAGGCGUGUCCGGGCGCCUGCCAUGGCCAAGAGUAAGUCUGCCUCCAGUCACCUCCAGUCUAGUCUGAAUCCUCUCGGAAAGGAAGACGUUAUCAUCAUUGAGACAAGCAGGACUCCCGUCGCUCGGGAACCCCAGGCAGUCAACGGCGCGGCUCAUCGCGCCAUGGAGCCCUCUCGCUCCCGCCAGCGUCAGCUGUCCUCCUCUACCGUAGGAGAGGAAGAGGACCUGCCGCCCCCAGACACUGUGCGUCACGCCAAGAGAAUAUUCGAGUCCUCGGGCGGUAGACCUCCGCGGGGCACAGCGGCCCGGAUUGCUGCCCACAAGGCGGCUCAGUUCUCCAAGUCUAACGGCGUUGCCCCGGCCUCCAAGCCUGCCCUCAAGGCCAAGCCCGCCGUGGUGCCCCCCCGUAAAGUGACGCCCCCCUCUGGCCCCACCCAUCCCGUCACUAUAGAGGAAGCGAAGGUUUCUCUGAAGAAGGUCACGCAGGUGGUGCGGCCCACCCCCAGAUCAACACUGAGUGUGAGGGCCACAGCCCCGAGUGGUGAGGGCACGGCUGGCGGUGUCAGUAAGCAGGAGGCUGCGGCCAAAGAGAGGGUGCCCCUCGGCCUGACCCCCGUCACCGCCUCAGUCACAGCGCCUGUGGUGAACGGUGACCCCGCGCCCAGGCAAGCACGGGGCGAAAGUUGCAGUGCGGGCGAGGUGGAAGAAGGGGUGAGGAGGAUAUCCAGCGCCGCUGUCUCAAAUAUCAGGAGUGAGAGUCAUUCUCAGGAAUUUAACUUUACUGACCGCUCUGUGAGCUCCCCAGCAGCCCCCAAGCCAGCCUCUCCAACACCCUCCCCGCUGCCAGCCUCCCCGAUAGCCUCCCACAGGGUGCCCUCGCAUCCCCCGCUAAGUAGCAAAGUUGAGAGGGUUGAUGAGAGUGAUCGUGUCCACCUAGAAAACCUAAAGAACGUGGAAAAGUCUCGGUCGCCGCCCGUGGAUGUUCAUACCAGCCCUGUUCUCCCUCCCAAGGUGGAGUCGCCUCGACAGCCCUCACUUAACGCUGUCAAGCAGGGCAAAGUGGAGUCUGGCGUCCCAGAUCCCAGAGGAGAGGGGAAGGUCUCUCCUAAGCAAGGUUUCUCUAGGAAAGUGGAAUCCAAACCCGAGGUGCGAUCGGUGGGGGAGGUGGAGCCCGCCAAGCCCAGCCCGCCCCCCGCCGAGGAGCUGGUGAGGGGAGUCGUGGGGAGAGGCGGGCUGGUCGAGGCUUUCAACAAAACACCAGCUGGAGGCAGCCCGGGCGUCCUCGCCCCUACUAAGCCAUCGCCCAAGCGUUGGCACCAGCAGGAAAAUACCACGCUCGUGUUUAACUUCACCAGCAGCAAAAAGGAGACGCCGGACUACAUCGAGAAUGACGGCAUUGACUUGUCCCGGAGACGACCAGAGGGCAAGCUGGACUCUGGCUACGUCAUCAUGCCUGGCUGGGACGGCCGCAUGGACUCCAGCACUGACGGGGAUGACUUCGAUGACGGGCUGGACUACCUCGACAGCCGGCCAGGUGUUCCUCCGGCGCCCUCAGGCAUCGUAUUUGAGGGCGAGGCGGUCAUCAUCAACGGGAGGAGUAACCUGCAGCGGCAACCCAGGACUCGGAAGCUCAAAAUCUCCUUCGACGACACGUUAACCUCCACCUACGAGUACCCGAGUGAGAAUUACCUGCUGGAGGAGGCCGGCCUGCUGCCCCUCGAGCCCACUGAGGGAUCCUCCGCUUCCCAAGGUGGCCUGGCUAGCUACACCCCUAGCAAGAUCCAGAUUGGUAGUACCUUUGAACUGGGAGUGUCCCGGACAGCUCCUACUGUGCAGACUUCACCUCCUGCCCCUCCUCCUCAGACGCAGAAGGCUGAGGAUGAAUAUUUACGGCCAGCUGAUGAAUCUGAGACAGUCACCUGGAGUGCAGAGAGCACAUCAGAUAUGUUAUUUUAGUCUGACCUGCUCUCUUGUGAGUUAUGCUCAAUCAAAGUCCUUGUUAUUGUGCUUCCUGUGUGCGUGUGUGAAUGUGUGUGUCUGUCUGUGUGUGUGUAUGGGUGUGUGCACUUGAAGCAGUCCGGGUCAGCUCCACCACACCCUUCCCAGUCCUGCAUAGUAGGCUGGUAGCAAGGGGGACUUGAGUGUCUGUCUUUAUAUGGCUUCUUUUAUUUGUACAGUGUGUAGGUUUAAGUAUGACAACAUAUUUAGCAUGAAACAAGCAUAGCUUUUGGUUAUUUGGAAAACAUCACGAGUUGUUUGAUUUUACCAGAUUGAUGAUGUCAAGAUAUGUAAAUGUAAAGGACUUGAGCAUCUGAACUUUGAAUGUCAAACAUAACUUUUUAUUUCCUGCCAAAAAAUUAAGUGUGCAUAAUGUGUAUAUUGAACAUAAUAUACAGUACUAUUUUUGUACAUUUGUGAUUCAAUGAGGGAAACAGACAAUGAUGACUUUUGUGUGUAUGAGACACAUGACACUGUGGUAAUAGUUUUAAUCAUGAUUAAGUUCAGUGGUGUUUUAAGAACCAGUGCGAUUCUACCGAAUGAAGAAAUAUUUCACUUCCGCUCUCAUCUAUGUAAGAUAGAUUAAUCUCUUCUCUGGUAAAGCAGCCAAGGUGCUGUAACAUUCCUCCAUUGUUGUGUAAGGUGUAUAAGUUAUUUACAAAUGGGGGACCUUUAAUCCCACACUGAGAUGAACUAGUGGGAAGUUUAGCACUUUGAGCAUAUUGCAUCCUGCAGGGCAUUAAGUGCUACUCCCAGCAUUUUUUAAGUUACUGCAACACAGUUUGUGUUAUGUUGUGUGUCAGCAUAAAAAGGACACUUACAACUGGUGCAUUGGAGCGACUAAUUUUCCUGUUUUGAGGGAGCAAUGCUUGUUGUGAAGGCUUCAAUACUGAAUUGCUUUACUAUAACUUCAUGAGAUAAUUAGGAUGGAAUUGUAAGUAAAAGCUAACUAAGCCCACAUGGAGUUUUGAGUUAGUCUGAAAGAGACUUGUACAAAUAUCUAGCUCUAUAUAUUUUAAUUGUUCACUUAUUAUAAAUUAUCAAAAUGCUGUACAAUAUCUGAAUAAUGGUCUUUUCUAUAUAUGAAAGGUAAUGGGUUAGAUGCAAGAUUUUGGGAUAUUUGAAGUUUUGCCUGAUAAUGAAUUCUUGAACUGCAGUAUGACAAUGGAGUCGAGAUGCAUCAAUAGAGUAUUGUUUUAGUAUUAAUUCAAAUACAGUAACAUUAUCAGAAGGCCACUUAACAGACUACUGUGCUUAUAUAAAGACAGCAUAUAAACCUAGAUCCAUUUAAUAGAUAAUUUUGUAAAGGAACACUUAUCCACAUCUUUUGGUUAGGUUAUGAUUGAUGUUAAGCAUCUACAAGAUGAAAAAUAACAAACCUUUGUCACAUACAGCAUCGGUUUCAUAAUGUGACCAGAAAGACAAGAUGCAUCAUUCCAGUUCACCAAGUGCCAGUGUGCAUCUGGUGCCGAGUGUGUUGUGUGCAGCAUUGGCUGCUUCUCGGGUGCACACUGGAAGGUCCACCCUUUGAGUGAUCUGGUCUACUGUUGGCUUAGAAGGGCAUAACCAGAGUAACUUGGUACUUUGAGCAUUGGCUGUACCUGUCCUGCAUUGAUGUCAUGUUUAUGCUCAACACACACUUUCACUCUCUGUAAUUUAUUUAAAAUUAUAAUAUUUCAUAUGCAACUGCAUGGCUUAUUGAAUGGUUUUAGAUUUGGAGAUGGAAGAAUGGCACUAAAUAUUUUCUGCUACACUUGGCAACACGCAAUGACCAUGCGGCACUGCUGCCCCAAUGUCCCUCAGGUCGCUUCCUGCUGGCCAUGGUCAGGUCACUACAGAGUUUAGGCGCCAACAGCGAGAAGUAGAGCCAAUGCCCAAAGUACCAAGUUAGGUUCCACUAUAGGCAUGAAGUGUUGCAUUUCUGGGUCUCAGUAAAAUAAACAUGCCAUAUUUCCAGUAAUAAUACCCACCAAAGAUCUGAAGUGCAUUGCUUGGCUCCUCACUGGGCCAGGCACACGUUCCAUUACUUCAUACGCACAGAAGAAAUUUUGGCUCCAGUGGACGUUUUCCCAUCUCCAGACAGCUUUACUUGGUGGCGCCCCAGUAUGAUUCACAGUGCUCACCAGUGUCUGGAAAUGAGUAACACUGUGAUGUGCCAUUACCAGUCAUGAGUUAUACCAGACUCACUCCAUCAGUUGUAUGUAAAUAAUGCUUUCCACUUGUGCUAAUAAUGAUGGCUUUUAUUGUAUUAGUGUAAGAAUGAAAUACAAACUCUUGACUGCAAACAUCAAGGCAGUUGUCAGGCAAUUAAUUAUCUUGAUACAUAGGAAGAUGUGUGACUGAUGGGACAAGAAAUUGGAAUUCACUAAUGGAUAGGGAGUGAGGGCUAGUUGAGCGCGUCACAAUGAGGAUAAAGUAUGUGUAAAUAUUAUAUAUAUAUAUAUAUAUAUAUAUAUAUAUAUAUAUAUAUAUUAGGAAUUUAUGCAGUCAAUUAAUCAAUUUAGAAGUUUUCGGUUACUGAAUGAUAUGCCCAUUUCAAUUUUAUUUCUGGAUUGUUUGUGUGCAGUGCAGGGCUGGAUGCCACACAGGAGGAAAAUAAUCAAUUCUUAAAGCAGAACAUUCAAUAACUGAGUUUAAAAAAACACUAGGUUGUAUACUGUUUAAAAGCCAAAAUCAACACAAAUGCUUUAUUUCUUCAGGUUUUGACUAUUGGUAUACUAAUUCUAUCAAAGAUGUCAUUGAUUAAAAUCAAAAUAUUAAAAACCUAGCUAAAUUUUAAUUAAAAUAAUUAAAAAUCAAAAUAUUAAAAACCUAGAUAAAUUUUUGAUAACAUUCUACAUGUCCUAACAAGAACUGACUGCUGGAGUUCAUUAUGUGUACAUAGCUUCACUGGCUCAUUAUGUAAUGAUGUGUAUUUAAAAGAAUAAAUGUAUUGUCAGCUGAAA
Portunus trituberculatus (swimming crab) is the source of this 5669-nucleotide messenger RNA. RefSeq names its product nascent polypeptide-associated complex subunit alpha, muscle-specific form-like (gene bif). The record is from RefSeq and is a predicted model, not a curated record. The coding region runs from base 1 to 2682 and encodes 893 amino acids. NCBI's taxonomy places the organism in Eukaryota, Metazoa, Arthropoda, Malacostraca, Decapoda, Portunidae. Gene Ontology annotation, cellular component: rough endoplasmic reticulum membrane; nuclear membrane. Gene Ontology annotation, molecular function: microtubule binding. The transcript is spliced from 5 exons. Gene Ontology annotation, biological process: chemotaxis; neuronal signal transduction.